This is a messenger RNA of Entelurus aequoreus (snake pipefish), 1131 nucleotides long. It is a transcript of the gene oxld1, whose product is annotated as oxidoreductase-like domain containing 1. Gene Ontology annotation, cellular component: mitochondrion. The transcript has 2 exons. Lineage: Eukaryota; Metazoa; Chordata; Actinopteri; Syngnathiformes; Syngnathidae. Bases 125 to 487 code for a protein of 120 amino acids. The record is from RefSeq and is a predicted model, not a curated record.
UUGUUUACAGACUUUUAUUUCCGGCACAAUGAAGAGACGCUUCCAAGAAAGCUACUUUUAGCCAAGAGAGGAUUGUAAAUACUACUACUACUAAUAAUCGCAGGCAGACAUUGUUGUACACACCAUGGUUUAUUUGGCUGUCGGUGCGGUGAGGUCCUCGGUGUCUUUACGAAAGCUGUGCGCGACGACGCGGAAGUUGGCUCCACUCUCCCGGGUCGCCCGCCGCUCGUCCGCGGGAGCAGACCCGCCUGCCGCCUCUGCCCCGGCGGAGAGCGGCCGUAACGGCGGCCCCCCCGCGCCGCCCGCCUACUGCUGCAUGAGCGGCUGUCACAACUGCGUGUGGAUCGAACACGCCCAACAGCUGCUGGCCUACUACAACGACGACGACGGCGAGGAGCGGGCGCUGGCCGCCAUCGAGGAGAACGUCCUGGACGACAACCUGAAGGCCUACUUGAAGAUGGAGAUCAGACACCUGAGGAGGACGUGACGUCACACGUCCUCCCACGGGCCAUGUUUGGUCUUCCUGAUGGAAAAGAAGGCGAUGGAAGUGAAAUGUUUGAAAUAUUACUUCCACUCUUGGUUGUUGCACUUGAAGUAUUUAUUGUCUGCAUCUCAUUUAGGACUUUUUAAAGUUGUGUUCUCAAACUGACUGUCACCAUGGCAACAGGAGUCUGGCUUUUAUGUCUUAAAUCAAAAGGUGUGUGAUCCUCAUCCCCUCCUGAGUCAGCACUGGUCAGGAUUCACGUGGGAAUCUGACUUUUUAAACAUAAAAUAACACUUUGAAUGAAAUAUUGUAGCGUGCAAGUGUAAGCAGUAUUCUUUACCUCUGCCUUGUGUGGAGGAUGUAAUGAACACGACCGACACCAGGGGGUGAUGUUCCUCGUGGCAAUGCAUCCCUGACGACACAAGACAUACAAAUGAAGUCAAUAUUUUCUGCUAAUUGUUUUCCCCCUAUAUUUUGUGGUAUUAUGACCUAAUUUUGUUUUUAAAAAGCUUUUUUCCUCUUGCCACACUCAAAAUAGUAACUUUUUGAAAUAAGACAGGGCAAAGUGUAUUUACACAAAUAAAGUGGUAAUAUUACAGUUGUUUUUUCCUGGUAAUCUUACAACUUUGGUAUAAUCACUACUUUUU